GCAUGAACACAGAUCGGACCGUAUUCAUGCAGUGAAAACUUCACGGUAUUUGUAUACGGUUUAAAAAGACUCAUUUCAUAAAGGUUUGCAGAGCUUUUUGUGAUCAAAUGGAGUCUGCAAGCAGUGUGAAGUGGGCAGUUGUGAUUUGUUUAAUCCAGGUUCUGUGGUGUGGAAUUGGUGAGUCUCAGCCAUGUUCCCCUGGAUUUGGUUCUGAUCUUUUCCUAUUCAAAGUUCCCAGAGAACACCUGCAGAGGGGCACGAGGAUCGGCGCAAUUGUUUUCAAUGACUGCAGUGGAAGAACACAUAUUGACUUCAUGCCUACUGACAAGGAGUUUCGUGUAGACUCGGAUGGCACAGUGACACUGAAAAGACCGGUCACUCUUGAUAAUGGCCAUAAGACAUUCUCUGUUCAUGCUUGGGACUCCAAUGGAAAGAAACACACUGCGUUGGUGAGAGUGGAAGAUCAGGGUAGAGCUAACCACAAUCACGAGCAGCAAGAAGAUGUUGGGACAUCUGAGCUUGAACAGACUGAAUCGACUCUUCUUCUGGAGUUUCCAAAAUCAGGUGGGUUGCAGAGGAGAAAAAGAGAGUGGGUCAUUCCUCCAAUCAGAAUCUUGGAGAAUGAUCGCAAAGGGCCUUUCCCCAAGCCGCUUGUGCAGAUAAAAUCCUCCCAUGCCAAAGAAACACAGAUGGUGUACAGAAUCACUGGUGUUGGUGCUGACCAGCCUCCAGUAGGACUUUUCACGAUAGACAAAUUCACUGGUCAGAUGUAUGUGUCGAGGCCUCUUGACAGAGAAGAAAAAGAUAAAUAUGAGCUGCAAGUCCAUGCUCACUCGAUUACUGAUUCAAUUAUAGAACCUGAAAUGGAGGUCUUCAUAGAAGUGCUGGACAUGAAUGAUAACCAUCCUAUCUUCACCCAAAAUCCAUUCCUUGGCAGUGUACCAGAAGCUUCAAACAUAGGGUUUGAGUUCAUGACAGUCAGUGCCACUGAUGCAGAUGAUCCAAACACUGACAAUGCUGAGAUUAGGUACUUCAUCACCAGUCAGAUUCCACCAGUCCCAUAUCCUAACAUGUUUGAGAUCAACCCUGUCACUGGAGCAAUUCGAGUGAAUUCUGAUGGACUGGACAGAGAGACCGUUGGAGAAUAUACCUUGGAUAUUCAAGCAGCGGAUAUGGCUGGACAAGGCCGUGGAAUUAUGGGAAAAGCUGUUAUUACUGUAACAGACAGCAAUGACAAUGCACCUGUAUUUUCCAAGACCUUGUAUGAAGUGUCUGUCCCGGAGGAUAACGUGGGAGCUCUUGUGGCGAAACUGCCAGUGACUGAUGAUGAUGAACCACAGUCAUCUGCCUGGGCAGCAAAGUUUAGAAUUGUUAAUGGUAACAGUGGUGGAUUUUUCCGCAUUAGCACAGCACCAAACAAACAGGAGGGCAUCAUUACUACUGUCAAGGGGUUAGACUAUGAGGAGAACAACAAAUUCACAUUGCUGGUACUUGUGGAAAACGAGGUUCCAUUUGCUAAACCUUUGCCUACUUCCACUGCCACAGUCAUUGUAAACGUUCUCGAUGUGAACGAGGCUCCAGUGUUUGAACCAAAGAAGCAGAGGCCAUGGCUGAUUCCACCAAUCCGAGUCUCUGAAAAUGAACAUGGGCCUUUCCCUAAGGAAAUAGCGCAGAUCAAGCCCAGUCAUUCCAAAACAUCUGGAGUGAAGUACAGCAUCAGUGGCAGGGGAGCAAACCUGCCUCCACUGGGGCUAUUUCUUAUGGACAAAAACACAGGAAAGCUUUCUGUGUCAGGGCCUCUUGACAGAGAGACAAAGGAUGAAUAUGUGCUUGAAGCCCAUAUAACUGGUCUCCAUAUAUAUGAGAGUGUGGAGCUCAUCAUCCAUGUAGUAGACCAAAAUGAUAAUAAACCAGUCUUCACCCAGAGUCCGUUUAUUGGCAGAGUAUCAGACGCAGCUGAAAUAGGAUUUCCGUUCAUGACCAUCAGAGCCACAGAUGCAGAUGAUUCACUGAACACUAACAACGCUGAUAUCAGGUACUCCAUCAUCAGUCAGGUUCCACCAGAGCCAAAACCAGACAUGUUUGCGAUCAAUCCUAUCAGUGGUGUCAUUCAAGUGAAUGCUAAAGGACUGGACCUUUCAAAACAUUCUGAGUAUGUCUUGAAGAUUCAGGCAACAGAUAUGGAGGGUAAUGGCAUCUCAAGCACUGAAGACGCUGUUAUUUCUAUAACUGACAGCAAAGACGUAACUGUGCAGACUCAGUCCCCUGAGAUGUUGGUGAUUUCUCCAAUCCGCUUAUCAGAGAAUGGCCGAGGUCCUUUCCCUAAACAAUUAGUCAAGCUUAGGUCCAGCCAAGCUAAACAAACUAAGACUGCAUACCGCCUCACUGGAGAAGGUGCAGACCAGGCUCCAGUGGGACUUUUCACCGUGGAUAAAGACAGUGGUUGGCUGUCUGUAACAAAGCCUUUAGACAGAGAGACAAAACAUGAGUAUGUGCUCCAAGCCCAUAUAGAUGGUGAUCAGCCUACUGAACUCACUAUCCGCGUGAUUGACCAGAACGAUAAUAAACCUGUCUUCACCCAAGAUCAGUUUCUGGGCAGUGUACCAACAGCAUCAAAAGCAGGAUUUAAGUUCUUGACCAUCUCAGCGACUGAUGCAGACGAUCCUAAGACUCAAAAUGCAAAUAUCAGAUACUCCAUCAUCAGUCAGAAUCCUGCACUGCCACAACCAAACAUGUUUGAGAUCAACCCCGACAGUGGAGAGAUUCAAGUGAAAUCUGAAGGGUUUGACCGAGAGAAAUACCCUGAAUACAUCUUGGAGAUUCAGGCAGCAGAUAUGCAGGGUAAUGGCCUCCAAAGCAGAGUAAAGGCUAUUAUCACUGUAACAGUUUGAGAGAACCUUGGAGAAAAGCUAUCUGCAGGAGAAGACAAGUUUUCGAUAUAACAGCUUAUGCUAAUUUUUGCAAAUAUUCACCAUCCCUGUCUCGAUGAUCAGUGAGGCAGCAAAAGGUCUAUUAAACUAAGACUGAAUUGUGAACAUAAUUGCAUUUAGUGUGUUGCACAUAUAUACAUUUUGCUAAUAACCAAACCAAUAUCUGAAUAAGCUAUACCGCAUUUCCACUGCUGCUGUGUCCGUGUAGAAUAGAGAAGAUACAGCACAGGGUUACUGAAUUGCAUAGUGUGAUAGGAAAACUACAAGAGAGUAGGAUUAUGUGAUGAGAGAUGGUGCUUGGAGAAAAAGCCAGUUAGAAUCAACUGCCAAACAGUGUUAUCUAUCUCACAUGAACAGUCUGACACAGAAGUGUGCAAAUACAGUAAAGAAUAGUGCUGCAAGAAUUAAUAACAGCAUACUUACUUUUGCUUUAUUACUUAUUACUUAUAUAUUUUUUACUUUUACUACUUAUAACAAAAAUAAAGAACAAUGCAUGAAACAAAAC
This is a messenger RNA of Hemibagrus wyckioides, 3435 nucleotides long. RefSeq names its product EP-cadherin-like. The transcript has 21 exons. Bases 108 to 2891 code for a protein of 927 amino acids. Gene Ontology annotation, cellular component: cytoplasm; plasma membrane; adherens junction. Lineage: Eukaryota; Metazoa; Chordata; Actinopteri; Siluriformes; Bagridae. Gene Ontology annotation, molecular function: calcium ion binding; cadherin binding. Gene Ontology annotation, biological process: multicellular organism development; cell-cell junction assembly; adherens junction organization. The record is from RefSeq and is a predicted model, not a curated record.